Molecule: messenger RNA, 1230 nt
Organism: Saccostrea echinata
Lineage: Eukaryota; Metazoa; Mollusca; Bivalvia; Ostreida; Ostreidae
Product: C-C chemokine receptor type 3-like
Exons: 1
Coding region: 22-1230 (402 amino acids)
Biological process (GO): G protein-coupled receptor signaling pathway
Cellular component (GO): membrane
Molecular function (GO): G protein-coupled receptor activity
Source: RefSeq, a predicted model, not a curated record
UGAGCAGAUUCUUUUCUGAAGAUGAUGAAUUCAACAGUUGUGCCAUUUUCUGCGACUGCAACAUCAGAGGUGAGCGCCACAGAAACCAAAAGUCAAACGUCAGGAGACAUUAUAAAUGCUGUUUAUCCACCAAUUCUCAUAUUUGUUGGAGUCACGUGUAAUGUACUCAUCAUAUUGGUCAUGCGCACAAAACAGUUUUGUAGACAAUCAACGUCUGUCUUCAUGACAACCAGCGCUGUUAAUGACGCUCUAAGUCUAGUGAUAUCCAUGACAACACACUGGCUUUACGUUAGUUUUGAAGGGAUUUAUUAUCGAAAUGAUGUGAAAGGCAUCUGUAAAUUCCUAGACUUUUACGGGUGGGGGAACUGUGACUUCGGUAUUUUGAUCACAAGUAUGAUGACCGUAGACCGGGCUUUAGCAAUGACGUUUCCCUUAAGGUUCAAAACGAAAUCAAUCAAGCGAGCAAGAGUUGUGGUUCUUGUCACAGUCCUGAUUGUUGUCGCCAAGGAAUUUCAUUUCCUCAUUGGAUCCAAUAUGGUUCCGGAAUCGCGGAAAGAAAGGCUCUGUGAUGUAUUUCCAGGAACUGAGUCAUACAAAUUUUUCUGGAAGCAGGUUUGGCCUUGGUUACAUCUUGUAUAUCUUUCUGUGUGUUUCAUCAUCAUCAUGGGGAGUAACUCUGUUCUCCUACUUCAGAUACUCAAAUCAUCUAAUUUCCAGAAAAUCUUCAAGAAAACUAGCAAAAAUUCCAAAGUGACUGAACAAACCAAAUUCAAUUACAGUACUCGGAUGAGAAAACAAUUACAUACCAUAGCACCUAUGUUGAUUGGAGAGUCCUUAGUACUGUUAUUGUUAACGUUUCCUUUCUCCGUCCAAUUAUCCAUAUCAGGAUACGACCCAGAGUUUUACAGUACACCAGAUAUGGGACUGCUAUUCUCUGUGACUUUUUACAUGCUUUACACCAAUAAAUGUGUUACAUUCUUUGUUUACCUUGUGACUGGUGGUAAAUUUAGAAAAUCACUGAAACAGAUUUUCAGAAGAUGGUUCAAAGGAAAGAAGAGCGUGAGGAAAAAUCAAUUCAAUAAUUUUUCUAAGUGGUAUUCAAUUAAAGGAGAUUUACAGACAAUGAAGCCUAUCUGUAGGAGCCCGAGCAGCGAGGUCUGGAACACAGGAAGCUCAUUAUCAUCGGACAUUCAGACAGAGACCAGUUUUGUUGUGUCUACACAUCUGUAA